GCGCAUUGGCUCCCACUCGCGUCAAUCCCGCUGCGCGACUUCUGUAGGCUGGCAGACUUCCUUCAAUAUUAUAUAUUAUUUGUGGGGAGCAGGGUAAAAGUACUAAAAAAUGUUGCCGCUCCACAACACGGGGACGGACUGAAUGGAGGCAACGUUGUCAGCCAGCGGAGAUAAUAAAUCCGACUGUACUGUACCGCGACACACACCGGUAAGCAGAGAUACAAGGGCGGCUUGUUGACUUCUCCGUAAACGUCCAGCCCUCAGCCUCCCCAUGCCUCCAUCUCCCCUUGACGACAGAAUUGUGGUGGCGCUGCCAAGGCCGAUCCGACCUCAGGAACUCCAACUGCGCCUGGACACCAGCUACCUGGACUCCAUUGCCACCAGCACCAGCAGCAAGACAGUCAUCAGCACCACCGUGGUGAAGAUCCGGGCGACGGCCAAUCUUGUAACGUAUAUGCCCUCAUCCAAGGGCUCCACGCGCUCGUUGUCGUGUGGAUGCAGCAGUGCCAGCUGCUGCUCUGUGACUACCUAUGAGAAGGACAGCCAGAGCCUCAGCCACAGCCAGGUGAGUGCCAGCAGCCCCAACCUCAGCUAUGCUGGGCCCCCCACCCCUAUGGUCAGCAACCACGAAGCAUUAAGCGCCCCCAGUCUGCCGGGAACCCCUAAAGCCGUGUCAACCGUGAGGGUCAUCCACCCCAAUGAGCUGGCCAAACGGAUGACUUGCUGCCCCAUGGGACACCCUGUAGGGCCCGUCCCGGUCAUCAUCGACUGCCGGCCAUUCACAGAGUACAACAAGAGCCACAUCCGAGGGGCAGUGCACAUCAACUGCUCCGACAAGAUCAGCCGGCGACGGCUACAGCAGGGCAAGAUCACUGUGCUGGACCUCAUCUCCUGCCGGGAGGGCAAGGACUCUUAUAAGGGCAUCUUCUCCAAAGAGAUUGUGGUUUACGAUGAGAGCACCUUGGACCCCAACCGGCUGACAUUCUCCCAGCCACUGCAUGUGGUCCUGGAGUCACUGAGGAGAGAGGGCAAGGACCCCAUCAUCCUCAAAGGAGGCCUUAGCUGCUUCAGGCAGAGCCAUGAGGACUUGUGCGAUCACUCGUUGCACCUUCAUGAGGGCUUGGACACCGGUGCAGCUGCUGGCCUGACGGGGGCGCUACCUCACUCCCUGCCCUCCACCCCGGACAUAGAGAACGCAGAACUGACACCAAUCCUGCCGUUCCUCUAUCUGGGGAACGAGCACGACGCUCAGGACAUCAACCAGCUGCAGCGCUUUAACAUCGGCUACAUCCUAAACGUGACCACCCACCUGCCACUCUACCACUACGACACGGGCCUCUUCAUCUACAAGCGCCUGCCCGCCACGGACAGCAACAAGCAGAACCUGCGGCAGUACUUCGAGGAGGCGUUUGAAUUCAUUGAGGAAGCACAUCAAGCAGGUAUGAGCCUUCUGAUCCACUGCCAGGCAGGCGUGUCUCGUUCAGCCACCAUCGUGAUCGCCUACCUGAUGAAGCACACCUGGAUGACCAUGACAGACGCCUACAAGUUUGUCAAAACCAGGAGGCCCAUCAUCUCCCCGAACCUCAACUUCAUGGGCCAGCUGUUGGAGUUCGAGGAGGACUUGAACAACGGAAUAACGCCACGAAUCCUCACGCCAAAGCUGAUGGGUUUGGAAACCGUUGUCUAAACGAACCCAAUCGACUUGAUGCCCACACUUGAACUCACUCUCACGGUUUUUUCAAGAGAGGCCGGCUGCUCCGUUAGCUGGUUUGGAGUGUGGGAGAGAGAGAGAGAGCCACUGUUUUCUUCUUGAAUCUCCUCAUGCUCAUCUUGGACUCUCUGGAGUACCAAAGCUCUGGGUGAGUGGUGAUGUGAAAUGCCAAAAAUCCCUGCUGUUCGGACCUGGCCGAAGUCCCAGAGGAGAAGACGAGUUAUAGAGAUAUAGAGAUAGAGAGGUGCAGCGGUCAGUGGGAAGCUUUCCAUUUGUCACCACAGAGGAGCAAACAUGGGGGAAAAGGAAAUCGGUUUGGAAAAGAUACUCUAUGUGCUUAGGGGCAAUUACUGAGAAGAGAAACUCUUUAAGCUCACACUGUGGCACAGAGUUUAUAUUUGCAGACUCAGGCGGGGUUGGCCACGGCAGUGCCUGUCAAAAAAACAAAACAAACAAAAAAAAAGAUGCCGACUUGUAUGGUGUGUUAAUGUUGUUGUUCUAUUUUUAUACAGGGGUUUAUGGGGAUGACCAUGACGAGCCCACAGCGGCUUACUGUGCAAUAAUUUCAGAGUGGAAUGCAACUGAGACCUUGAUCUUAUGUGUAUAUAUCGGUAAUGAUUAUGACACAUUUUGAUGUUAAUGUAAUUACUGUCGUUCAGUUCUAUCUCAGUUUAUGUUUAAGGUGCAUACAGUUAUGCUGUAAUAUUUGGCGCAGAUAAGUGCGAGAGACAGAAAAAAAUUGGGUUCUACUUUUUGAAUGCAGCAUGAGGGUUUUAUGUCAUCUGUGUGUUUCCAAAAUACACAGAACCACAAAUUCAUAUUUCGUGUGCUUGCUUCUGUAUCUUCGUUUUGCCAUUCCUGCAUCCACAUAUUUUUAGCAAUAUGUAUAUAUGUUACCAGACAGCCAUAAGAGCUUUUUUAUGCAUGGCUGCUGGCAGAGGAAAGAACACUUUGAAAUAAUGAGUGAAUAUUGUCAAACAGGGCUACUGGUGAUGUUUCAUGUAACAGGACGGAGAACUUUCACUGCCUGCCUCUGUUGUCUCCUCUGUUCUUUUUUGCUCCCAUUCAACCAUGAGCCAGCUCUGUUGUAAUGCACUCCACUUUGUCCCUAUGUAGCUACAUGUCUUUGUGUCAGUGCCCUAAAUUUUGCGCUAUGAUUUAGUCCAUUGUAAGGUAGCAGAUUGAGGUACAGACUUCAAAUAAACAUUCACUUCCUCCCAUGGGUCACAGUUUAGUGUGGUACAGGAUGGUCCAGUAGAGCAGUGUGACCUUUGUCUAAUGUUUUGCAACUCCCUGUCGCUGACACUAAGCUACAGUUAAGUGAGCUCCUCUGCCUUCCAUAGGCAAGCGCUGCUGUCACGUGCUGCUCUAGUGCCUCUAUCAAUGCCUUAAUUCAUGUGUCACCGCUGGGCCUGCGCAUGGUACACCAUCACGUGCAGACGAAUGCAGAAUGCACCGAGGUCGAAUUAUAACUCACAGACAAAAGCAACCAAGCUUCUCUUGGCCUCUGUGCAAGAUACAGAUUUAACUUUUCAAAGAUUAUUUCUGCCGUUUCUGAUUCAUAUGCAGAAUUUGAAAGGACUUGCAUUCAAAGAUGCUAAAGAGCCUUGAGGUGAAAAUGCUCAUUAUGUAACUCUGAUCUCGUGGUGGUAUUUGAAGGAGAAUUUGAACUCCGCCGUGAAUUGUAAAUCAACACUGCACUAAAUAGUAAAGAGUAUAUGCACGCACACACAGUUCACCCUCAUCGUGUUGUAUCUGAAUAUACUCACCUUUGACUCAUAUUGAUAUGAAGAGAAAUACUGAUCCAGACUGCAGAUAUUUGCAUCGUUGCUUUUUUGAACAGAACCAAAAUUUCUGAAUGUUUUUACACAUUCACUGUCUCAGCUGUCGCCAGUUUUAGUGGAAAUUAUAAAAAGGGAAACUCCGUAGUACCCAGGUGGGAUGUAUAGUUCACUUAGCACACAGUCUUGUUGAGAUGACCAUAUAAAAAGUGAGCAUUUAAACAUAGAACAAAUACUGAUUUAAAUUUUCGAGAUCAGUCUUGUUGUGUGGAAGCCUUGAAUCUCCGAAAUGUUUUUUUUUUCUUUUUUAACCUAAGAAAAAUAGCCUUGUUUUAGCCUGGUAAACACAUAUCUUUAAACAAAUUGGUUUUGAAUUGGUAAACCCAAGGGCUGUCAAAGUUUCCAACACAUAAAAUGCAGUCCUUCAACAGAAGUUUAAACAUGAAAUUCAGACCAAAAAACCCCCAAGGAGUACAAUGUCUUCAUCCAGUAUUUUAUAUUUCUUACAAUGGUUUCUGUUCUCUUCAUGUUCUCUGGUGUCUGUUCAGCUCUCCAUUGUUUGCUCAACAGUAAAGGCAUAAAACAAAGCACAGGGCUAACAAUAUUACUGUCAAAGCACCAAAAACCAACAUUUAAUUCACAUUACACCCUCUGUGAAGCAUUAUAUCUUAAAAAGUACAUUCUGAACCCAUGCGUUUGGAGAAAGAUCGCGCUUCUCUGUCAAUGAGACGAAUGCAAGGAGUUUCCAUAGCAUAGUGAACACAAAGACACAAUGCACUCGGUAAGGCUUUACACCAAGAUUCACGACAAUAAGCUUCAAAAAUCCCUCACGUGAAAAGUCAUGCUAUGCAAAACGAAAUGUCCAACUGACAUGAAAAUGUGUUGUGAGGUCUUUGCGAACAUUUUGAGCAUGAAUAACAGUUUGCAGCCUCGGAUUAAAAUGAGUUAAUUUUUUAAGUGUGACUUAUAGACAAGGAAGUAAAAAAAAAAAACAAAGUUGGCGUGGUGACGUGUCCUCACUUGUUAUUUUUGUUGCUGUUGUCUUUGGUGUCUACUGGUGCUCCACAAUAUAUUUGAACAUGAUAAAAAGGUAUAUAAUAACAAUUUACUACACGUUUGUAGCUUGUGCAUUUAUAUUCAGUGAUUUGCAAAAAAAAAAAAAAAGAGUGCUUAACAACUGAGCCAAUGUUAUAUAAGAAUAAUGUACCUUUUCAUCUCAUCUGCUGGGUCCUACAUCCACAGCGGCACAUGGAUUUUGUAUGUAAUGAUCUAUUUGACUGAACAAUGUAACCGUCGUACUGUACAUUACUCUCUGGUUGGAAAAACGAAGCAUGCUGUGUGCUCCUGGGCUGUGAGGGACACUUGCGGUCAUUAUGGUGCUGUCUGUCUUUUCCCACACUGCUCUUUCUGUAAAGGCCAUAGCCUGAUUGACAGCUCCAAGAGGCAUCUGGGUAUGUGUUCCCUUUUAUUUGGGAACACGGUUCUGUAUUAGAACAAUAUCAAGCUGUUGUAUUUGAUGGGCACUCUUUACGACUAGACUUGUUUAAGAGUCUCUGCUUUGGGCUUAGUGGCUCCGGUGGAAAUGGGCUUUGCUCUACAAGUCUCUGUAUCUUUGUUUCUGUCUGUAGUCAACGGUCAAGUAUAUACAGUAUAUAAAUAUAUAUCUAUUUUCUUUGUAUGCAUAUAUUCAUUACUAUUUUUGCACUGACCUACGGACAGAUGGAUUUAUUUUUUUUCACAAAGGGUGCUAUUAUAACGGAGGCCUUCGCCCACACCUUUUUGCAUGACUUGCUCAAAAUUCCCCAACUGGUCUGUCAUCUCUCCUACUCCUUGAACUGUUGCAAUUGAAGCUCUGUAAUUUUGUAAUCCCUACUUGUGAGCUUUGAAAUAAACAGGGAGGCUUCAAGUUUG
Molecule: messenger RNA, 5403 nt
Organism: Micropterus salmoides (largemouth bass)
Lineage: Eukaryota; Metazoa; Chordata; Actinopteri; Centrarchiformes; Centrarchidae
Gene: dusp10
Product: dual specificity phosphatase 10
Exons: 4
Coding region: 272-1687 (471 amino acids)
Biological process (GO): protein dephosphorylation; negative regulation of JUN kinase activity
Cellular component (GO): cytosol; cytoplasm
Molecular function (GO): MAP kinase tyrosine/serine/threonine phosphatase activity; protein tyrosine/threonine phosphatase activity
Source: RefSeq, a predicted model, not a curated record